AAUUGGCGGUGCAAACGAGCUAGCGCUACUGUCACUUUGUUUGCUGCCGACUUGUACUUGAUCCAGUUCCACUACGGCUACGCGCCUAACAACCAAAUUACCAAAUUAAUACAAUGAAACGAGAAAGUCAUAACUUCUCUAUCGGAACAACUCCGCAUAUGAGGCAUUCCGGCGCCGAGCAGUCAUCCUUGAUAUCGGAUUUCCUCCGGCAGUCUGGCGGCGUCGCUGUCAUUGACGGUGGUCUCGCGACGGAGCUCGAACAGCAUGGCGCUGACCUGAACGAUCCCCUUUGGAGUGCCAAGUGUCUUCUAACUUCGCCUCACCUUAUCCGUACGGAAGGAAAGGGGGUGCACCUUGACUAUCUUGAAGCGGGGGCUGAUGUUAUCAUCACGGCCUCUUAUCAGGCUACCAUUCAGGGAUUUGAAGCCAAAGGCUUCUCUAGCCAAGAAGGCGAAGCCCUGCUUAAGAAAAGUGUGGAAAUUGCUUGUGAGGCCAGAGAUAUUUACUAUGAGAGAUGCCAAACAGGUGCUUGUGAUGGUAAUAAUGACAAUAGGGUUCUGAAACAGCGUCCCAUUUUAGUUGCAGCUUCUGUUGGCAGCUAUGGAGCUUAUUUGGCUGAUGGAUCUGAGUACAGUGGGAUUUAUGGUGAUGACAUUACCCUGGAAACCUUGAAAGAUUUUCAUCGCAGAAGGGUUCAGGUAUUGGCAGAUUCAGGUGCUGACCUCAUUGCAUUUGAAACAGUUCCAAAUAAGGUUGAAGCUCAGGCUUAUGCUGACCUAUUAGAGGAAGAAAACAUAAAAAUCCCUGCAUGGUUCUCCUUUAACUCUAAGGAUGGUAUCAAUGUGGUUAGUGGUGAUUCUUUGCUUGAGUGUGCUUCAAUUGCUGAAUCAUGCAGCAAGGUAGCUGCUGUGGGAAUCAACUGCACGCCUCCAAGGUUUAUUCAUGGACUGAUACUAUGUAUCAAGAAGGUGACAUCCAAACCAAUACUUAUAUAUCCAAACAGUGGGGAGAGUUAUGAUGCUGACCUAAAGGAGUGGGUGCAAAAUACUGGGAUAUCAGAUGAAGAUUUUGUCUCGUAUGUAAACAAAUGGUGUGAGAUUGGGGCUUCCCUCAUUGGAGGUUGUUGCAGAACAACUCCUAAAACCAUCCGCGCUAUAUACUGGACUCUCCGCCGGUAGGUAUUCUGCUCUGCACUUACAAAUCUGACGAAGCUGUCAAAAUGGCUUACGUUGUCUGGAUACCUUUGAGGACUCGGUUGUGUCAGAGAGCAGAGAAAUGUCGCCUUUGAAGCUCGGUUCAAAUUUCAUAGUACACAGGAUCAUGAAUAUGCUGGCUGUAUAAGGUGUUGUAAGGAUCAGAGUUUACAGCCUUACUUACUAAAACUCGUGUCGAAUUUAAAUUUAAAAAAUAAAGUUCCUCUCCUAUUAUCUUCACA
This is a messenger RNA of Jatropha curcas, 1435 nucleotides long. Lineage: Eukaryota; Viridiplantae; Streptophyta; Magnoliopsida; Malpighiales; Euphorbiaceae. The record is from RefSeq and is a predicted model, not a curated record.